Phalacrocorax carbo (great cormorant) is the source of this 2474-nucleotide messenger RNA. Lineage: Eukaryota; Metazoa; Chordata; Aves; Suliformes; Phalacrocoracidae. The record is from RefSeq and is a predicted model, not a curated record.
GACGGGGCGGGCGGUGCCGCAGGCGCGUCCCCGGGGAAGGGCCGGGCCCCGCGGCGGGGAACUGGGCGCGGCGGGGCUCCGGGAGCGGCCAUGCAGCUCCUGCCGCUGCUCGCCUGGGUGCUGCUGCCAGGCUGCUGGGCGGUGAGGGGGCCCCGCACCGUGCGGGGGUUCCUGGGGGGGUCCCUCUCGGUGAGCUGCACGUACCAGCAUGGCCAUGAGAUGAAACCGAAGUUCUGGUGCACACCGGGAGGACUUGUUUCUACCUGUGAUACUGACAUCGUCAUCACGUCGGCGGAGCACCCCAUAGUGUGGUGGGACCGAUUCUCCAUCCAGGACAAUCGCACAGAGCGGGUGUUCACGGUGACCGUGGAGGGCCUGGUCGAGGGGGAUGCAGGCACCUACCUCUGCGGGGUGCGAACGGGUGUGCUCCAGCGUGAUGUGAGUGCCGAGGUGGAGGUGAUCGUGUCCCCAGUUUCUUCCAGCUCCCAAGUACCAGUCAGCACCUUCAACUACAAGCUCACCAAGCACACCUAUCUCUCUAGCUCGGUAGUAGUCCCCACACAGACAGCUCCCCAAAUGCCUUCAGAUGACGGCCUCCAUGAGGGCUCUGGCCCUGCACACUUGCAGCCUGACCAUCCUCGUGCCUGCUUCUCUUCCUCCCAAGACAAGCCUCGUCACCCACGGCCACUCCCUGCGUGCCUGCUCUGUGCUGGUUCCUCCCUAAUCUGCUUCAAAAAGUUUGCUACUGGCGUUUUGGUAACGCUGUCCAGGAAGAGGAAAAAGGCCCUCUCCGGAGCAGCUCUAGAGAUGGACAGGACUCGCAGCAUGUCGCAUACAGAAGCGGAUGCCUUGAACUAUGCAGACAUUAACCACAGCACGGGCACAGCUGAGAGCCAGUUGUACAGCAACGCCGAGGCUUUCUGCCGCUUGGCAAACACCACGACUGAAUAUGCAGAGGUCAAGCAGAGUGAUAAGCAUUUGGAAGAGGAAAAAGAGGCUAUAUAUGCCCAUGUGCAGAAGUCCCCGCCGGAGCAGCAGGAGAUCUACAUCAACAUGCCGUCAGCCCCACGUCCCGCAGGAGAGCCCUGCAGCUCAGCGCAGAGGGUGUGAGCCGGCACCCGGCCCCGCGGGCUGCUUCUGCUGCCGGCAGCGCCAGCGGGACACAGGCCGGCUUUCUGCUCAGGCAGGAGCUGGCUUGACAGCGGAGCGGCUGCUCUUGUAGGCUUGGACGUUUCCAGGGAGCAACCUCGAAGAGGGUGAGGUUGAACAGGAGGUGCAGAGCAGGGUGAGGAUGAAAUCAUCCCUCUGCAUUUGGAGACCUCACCCAUACAGCAAUGGUGCUGGGAAUAAAAAACCUGCCCCUCGCAUUGGGGUAGCCCGGGCCAGAGACCAGCCAGGCAGGGUGUGGAGGAGCCUGGUGGGAGGAGGUGAGGGCGGGCUGCCUGGCUCCCUGCGCCCAGCACCCUCUUCGCUUGCCCCUCUGGCUGCGUUAUUCAUGCAGGCUGAAGCUCCCAUACCCACUGAUCGCCUCAGACUGAUUUUUUUUCAUGCCGAUGCCAGGCAGAGCUGGCAGCUCCUGGGAAGCAGGACAGCCAGAAAUGUUAUAUCCAAAUGCUGGGGGGACCCGGCUGGAGGAUCCAGUGCAUUAGGGUCUCGGUGCAAUGGAGAUGGCACAGGUACUUCCACCCCUGCUGUGCAGCUGCUGGGAAGCGGCUCCCCCGACCCCCCUGUCCCACAGCCCCCAGGGAGGUUUGCUUCUGCUCUCCCCACCACCACCCCCAGGGACCCCCCAGCUGGGAGUACAUGGAUGGGCUGUAACUGUGACCCUGCUCUUCUCUGCUUUCUGAUAAUUUAUUAUCUGGCACCCACUAACUGCAUUCUUCUGUAAAGAUGAACGUUCUUCCGUAUCAGUUUAUCAGUGACAGCAACUGAGAAUCUGAUGGGAUCCAAUGCCGUAUUUAGCCGUAUUUGUGUGGCGGUCUUCCACCUCGCUAAAGGGUUUAUUGCAGAGUGUUGCCCUGAAAGCGGGUCCGGCCCCUUGCUGGCGCCCAGGUGGAUUCCAGCAGUGUGGGAACCCAGAUCUUUAUGGGCAAGGGCUGCGCUGCUCCAGCACAAACCUGCUGUGGCACCGCUCCCCACCAGGACAUCCCACGGGGCCGUGCUUUGGGUGCGCUCUUGUCCCCAGGGUGCCCCAGUGCCCUCCUCUGUGCAUAUUCCCUCUGCUCCUGCCCAGCGCCGGGCAAUUCAUCCAUCGUGACAACCCCCAAAAAACAGGUCAUGGGGUGGGCAUCUGUUUGUGAGGCCGAGUCGAGUGUGUUUCAAGGCUUCAUUUGGAGAGAAUUCAUUAACUUUAUCAACCACUGCAGAGCUUUUUUUCAGUGUUUUUGUAACUAUUUCAUUCGAGAAGCCAUGCGGAGCAUCCCUGCUCUGUCAAAACCAAAAGCAGCUGGAAGUAAAUGUCUGUGGUACAAUAA